GUCAGUCUUGAAGGCAAACUAUACAGAACAAUUUAGACAGCAGUCCAAAACAAUUGGGUCAUAAUUAAUUAUUACUCAAAAUGGAUAACUGCGAUUUGGAAAAACUAUCUGUUUCUGCAGGAAAGUUGGAGCCUCCGUUCAAAGCCUCUUGUACUAGUUACAAAGUGGCAGUCGCAAGUGACAUAAAUAAAGUAACUCUCGAUGUACUCACUAGUGACAGCGGGGCCUCCUAUCGGAUUGUUACUGGGGAGGGUUCAAAAGUUGUUGAUCUUAAAGAUGGCACAAACUUAAUUAAUAUUGAAGUAACAGCUGAAGAUGGGACAGCAAAAAAAUAUAUGAUUGAGGUAGCCAAGCUUUCUGCCAGCAGUGCACUACUAACUGAUCUCAAAAUAACUGGCGAUCUGAAGCUUGUGCCACCGUUUGCCUCAAAUGUAUAUGAAUAUUCAUGUACAGCCCCAUUCUUUUUAAACACUGUAAUUCUGCAGCCAACUCUUCCAGACAAAAACAUGAAGGUUUGUGUUAAUGAAUCAGAUGUUGCAGAGCCAGUUUUAUUGAAUGUUGGAGACACUCUGCUAGAUGUAAAGGUUUCUUCAGCAGAUGGCACCAAAGCUCAGGUUUAUGCUGUCGUGGUCUCCCGCAUGCAGCUUCCUCAUUUAGUCAGCUUUAAAGAUAUCAAGGAUCAGGCUGAAUUUGAGUGUCCUGUCUCCCUAACAGCAUUAUAUAGACCUAUCUCUAUUAAUGGAAGUGAUCCCAAGCACACUUUCUCAGCUCCAUACAUUGAAUUACUAACUCGAAGGUCAAAAGUCGAUCCUCUUGAUGAGCAGCCUUUGAGAAAGAACUGGAGAAAUCCAGAGUAUGACCUGGAUCGAAGGAUUUCAGCUGCUUCUGUGUGCUGCUGCUAUGCUUAUCGAGGUUGUGGUAGUGUUUUGAAAUUGACACAGCUUGGACAGCAUUUGAAGGAGUGUCCUAAUAAGCCUCCACCAGAACUGGAUGUAAAGAUUGUUACAGACACUGAAUGGUACAAAACAAAUUUUGCAUCUUCAAAUAAAUUUGAAUUUCAAAAAAAGCAUACUCUACAGAUUCGGAACUGGGAAAAAAGACUUCAGCAAGCUAUUGGUGACAACGACAUUGAAAAGCUGUGCUCCAAUGCUGAAGAACAAAUUCAGAUAUAUAAACAAAGGCUUCCCAAAUCAGGAGAUAUACCACAUUAUGAUGAAGGAUCAUCUCCUCUGGAUGCUUUGCACCAGGUAGCUGUUGAAUAUGCUUCAGCUAUCAAACUUAAACCAAGGGAUCCUAAGCUUCACUUCCUGCUUGGCCUGACCAUUGAAGAGCAAUACUAUGCUGCUGAAAUCUACGGGCUUAAGAAAAGGACUGAAGAAGACACCCAAGAACUCAGCAGUGCUAAAGCUGCUGGUAGAGAAGAUGAAAUUUUGGCCAUCUGCAAACUUCAUGGGUUCCAGGGAAAGCCUACACUGGAAAAUCAGCUGCAAGCCCUGGAUGCUGAGUUUCAUCAGCUAAAGGACCAGGGUCAGUCAGGAAGGGCAGACUACAUACAGACUCUUUUCAUCUGGAAAUCAAAGAUGGCUGGCAAGGAUGGACGUGCAGGAGUCUUAGAUGAAGAAAGCCCACUUCACCAAGCCCUUCUAAAAUACCUGGAUGCUUGGUCCUUGAACCCUGAUAACUGGGAGUACAACUUCCACGUUGGCAGGUUAUUCCUGCUGCAAGGAAAAAGUGAAGUAGCACAACAACACCUGCAGACAUCUCUCGCCCUCCGACCAGCAGCUCCUGCUACAAGGUUGUACACAGGCUUAGCUCUACUGGAGCAAAAGGAAGGACCAGGGCAAAGAGCACAGGAAGCUGUGAUGUACCUACAGGAGGGUUUAGAAGAACUAAUUACUCAACAGUUUAAUGCAGCAAGUGAACACACAGAAAGGAAAGGUGACCUACAGGCUGUAAAUCCAUUCUCCCUAAUGAACACACAGUUAAUAAGAGGGUUUCUCAAACUGGGAGCCUUGCUUAAAAAAGUGAACUUUCCUGGAAAAACAAUGACUGCUGAGGACGUUAUUCAUAUUGUGGCAGACCUCACUGCAAAGGCUUUGUGCCAGUGUCUGUUUCGGGGAGGUGUAAUGCAGCAGCUGGAGUGGGGGCUCCUUGAGGCUCAUUUCUUCCUGCUGGAGUCUCUGGUCCUGCAGCCGAAGAGGAAAGAGUCCUGGAUAGGGAGGAGGUGCCAGGCAUUAUCAGCAUUACUUAGGCUCACCUCCAUCCCUGCCUGCAAAGAACUUUUAGAUAUGCAGGAAAAGGUUUGCCAGUUAGGCGUUAUAGCAACUCCCUGCAACAGUCAUGCUCUGUACCUGCUUGGCGUAGCACAGCUUAAUCAGUACGAUAACGAUUCAGAUUCGGAGAAUGCCCAAAACUAUAUCAGAGAUGCGCGCCUCAGUUUCCAAGCCAGCAUUAACCUUGAGAACAAGUCAGCAUUUGGGCCUCCCCCACCAGAAAUCUCAGGUCAAAAAUGGUGGCAGGAUUGGGUUACGAGAGAGGAAGAGAAAGCUUAUCUGCAGUCCCAGCAAUCCUUCAAGACAGAGGGGGCUCCAGCUACAAGCCUUGCAGGAAAAGGAGUGGCUCGAGGGAGGGAUGUAACUGCCAGAGGAGGGGUCGCUCCCAGGGGAGGCACUGCAGCGCAAAGGGGUGCUGCUGCAAAAACUUCUACUCCCACUGCAAGAGGGAGAGGUGGAGCUGUGACUCCAGCAAAGUCAAGUGGGACAAGCAAAUCUACUUCUAAAACAAAUUCUAAAACAAAGCUUCCUGGCACAAGUUCUGAGAAACCAGACAGCAGUCAAGACAAAGUAAAACCAGCAGCCAUUGAAGCCAGUAGUGUUCAAGAGAGUACUGUAACUAGACAAGAUGAAAGUUCACCUCCAAUAAACCGGAAAUCACACUUCCACCGUCUUGGCCUGGCACGUGCCUUGUCUCGCAAUGAGGAAACUCAAGAAGAGGCCUGCAUACUGUAUCAGGAAAUUAUUGCAAUGUCACCAGAUUUUCGUGAUACAUACAUCGAACUUGCUGAUCUACUAAUGAAGACUAAUCCACUUGCUGCAGUAGAUAUUUACUGCAAAUUUCCUUUGAAGCCUGUCGAGGAACAGACAUUUGAGGAUGCCUUUAUCACUGGAGAGAUUGUACGUAUUUUGAUGAAACAGGAAAUGUAUGAUCAUCCCAAGUUAGCCUCCAACAUGAUUGAUUAUGGAAAGGUCAUGGGAACAGGAUGCAUAGAGAAAUACAUUAAUAAUCUUGAUGAGAAGUUUAAAACAAACCUCUUGAAGACAAUUUAUGCUGGCAUCCACAAUAAAUCUGUUGAUGACAAAGAUCUUCAGGAUUUCUUUCGCUUCAAAUGUUGGCUCUAAAUAAAUGUACUUGUUCUUUUUUAUCUGGAUAGCGAUGAUGCAGUUUGUUUUGAUAUAAAACCCUAACUGUGGUAAGCACAAUCAUUUCUGUUUUUAACCUGAAAAGAAUAGUUGUACCUCUGCUAAAACAAUAAACAUAACUUAUGUCCAUACCUUUUGCCUUAAUUGAACAAUACAAAAUCAUAAGUACAUACUUUAU
Polyodon spathula (Mississippi paddlefish) is the source of this 3597-nucleotide messenger RNA. RefSeq lists its product as uncharacterized. The transcript is spliced from 20 exons. Bases 81 to 3398 code for a protein of 1105 amino acids. NCBI's taxonomy places the organism in Eukaryota, Metazoa, Chordata, Actinopteri, Acipenseriformes, Polyodontidae. The record is from RefSeq and is a predicted model, not a curated record. Gene Ontology annotation, molecular function: protein binding; ubiquitin protein ligase activity. Gene Ontology annotation, biological process: protein polyubiquitination; ubiquitin-dependent protein catabolic process.